AUGGUCACCCCACUUAUCAUCUUCUUGAUAAAUAAUUUUGGUGUCACCUCUUACUUCAGCUUCCUCAGUUCACUCAUUGCUCAUCCCGACAAUGCUAAGCAUCUACGGUCAGCCGGCAUACUUUGCAACUUGCGUGGGAGCGGCCAUGCCCUCGCCGACCUCUUUCACGAGAUAGGCCCUGAUUUGGUGCUUGCCCAUCCCAUGUACAACUUUAUCAAUGCCAAAUUAGAAAAACACUACAAGGCCAAGUGGAAGGCAUGGUUCGCUCAAUUUUUCGAAGAUCAUUUCAGUAGCCCCUGGGUCAUGCUUGCUUUCACUAAAGCUCUAACAGCGCUUGUCUUAAGCGGCAUCCAGAGUACACAGUCCUCAGUUUUUAUCAAAAAUAGGUUUCCCUAUUUACAUUUUCAAUCCUAA
Messenger RNA from Prunus armeniaca (apricot), 414 nucleotides. The record is from the annotation of a GenBank genome assembly. NCBI's taxonomy places the organism in Eukaryota, Viridiplantae, Streptophyta, Magnoliopsida, Rosales, Rosaceae.